Messenger RNA from Symbiodinium sp. CCMP2456, 1404 nucleotides. The record is from the annotation of a GenBank genome assembly. NCBI's taxonomy places the organism in Eukaryota, Dinophyceae, Suessiales, Symbiodiniaceae.
GUUGUUCCGCGAUGACGGCUGCCGACCACGAAGAGUGGAGCCAGCAGAUGUCCUCAAUGACAGUACCCGAGAUGCCGAUGAUGACUCAAACCGCAACCCUGCGACGACGAUCCUCCGGCAGGAUCGUGCUUCCGCCGGUAGUUCCUGCCUACGAAGCAGACGAUGAUUCAAGCACGCCAAAGGACUCUUUGGUGGUCGCUGUGCCGCCGGGCGGCUUCAACUACUUCGCCGUUUUCCCACACUUGGCCAAAAAGCCCCCACCACCGGCCAGGCGGCUCUUCUUUAAGGAGUUGCCGGGGACCCCAAGCUCCAGCGAGUGGCAGAUGGAGGAGAUCUUGGUGCGGAUCCGGAAAGAGAGGACGGAAAGCGUGGUUUCACCGUCCGAUCUCCGCGAGGCCGCGCGGCUCCUGAAUGGCGACGGCGAGCCCGCCCCUUCACGCAGGCAGUCGGUCGCUUCCCGCCGCAACUCUGCGUCCUAUACUCAGAGCCUGACUAUGUCUGCACCGCAGCUGGCCAUGGCAACCACAGUGGGUGCGAUGCCCCAAGAAGAGGACAAUCGAGGCUUGGUGAAGCAGCUCAUGACUUUCCGAAAGGAUGACCUGCACUCUACGCUCUACAAAAAAAGAGUGGCCGAUGGCAGAGAUCCGUGUCCAGAUCGCAUCUUCGACCGCAACGUGCGGCGUGAGCUGGCGCGAACCUGGCAGGCUCCCUUUACUACGCCUGCGGCCGGGCAGCCACCGCCCCGCAACCUGCGCACCACAUCCCAUGGAUUGCCGCCACUGUUUCAGAAGGGAAGCUACUGGAAUCCCGAGCGCGAGCAAGAUGUGGAGUGCAAUCCGGGGGCCGCGAAAUACUUGAGGACCUGCCUAGACGAAGGCGUGCUCCCGGACCUGCUUCCCUUUCUUACGGGCCAUUCUGCGAAGCUGGAGGCAGCCAGUCGGGAACUCACGGACAAGGACCUCGGAGCCAUCACCGCAAUGCUUGGCAGGGUGGCUACUGCGAAGGUUAUCGACCUCAGCAACAAUCCGCUUCUGACGGACAAGUCCAUGGCUCCGUUUCUGGAUGCAUUGCUUCGCCAAGAGCUGCCAGCCACCGUGGCCAGACUUAGUCUGGCCAACUGUCAUGCUUUGUCUCUGAAGACAGCAACGAAAUUGGCAUCGCUGGUGGAAAGUGAUCAGGCUGCACGUCUGCGAACCCUAGAUCUGAGUGGGGUCCGCUUGAGCCUGGCAGCCCAAGUGCACAUCUCCGGAACCAUCCGGGAGCACGACGAGUUGCGCGAAUUGAAGCUGGCCAACACGAACAUCUCUGGUCGUGACUGCUUGCAUGUUUUGCUCGCCAAUGACAGGCUCCAGCUACUCGACCUGAGCUGGAACUCCUUCGACGAGCAAUGCUUUGCGACCAUAG